AUGAUGCGCGAUCGCCUUGCCUCGCUGAUUGUGGUGAAGCAAGAGGGCGGUAGCAAUACGAAUAUUAGCCAUCAUCAUAUUGGCCACCACCAUCAGCCGGCCAUUAAGUGCGAGACAUCGCUGUAUGAGAGCGGCAGCAGCAGCCUGUUCCAAGAGAUCAACAACAAUUCCUGCUACAGACAGAAUUUAAACACACCGGCACAACACCAGCAACAUACACACCAGCAACACGCACAGCAGCAACAUAUACACCAGCAACACCUUUUGCCGCCGCCAUUGCCGCCUUUGAUUUAUCCCUGCCGCAAUCUCUUUCCCGACGGUUGCGAUAUCAAUCACCUGGCCUGCUGCAGUUCCUCCAACAGCACCUCCAACUCCACCAAUUCCACCACCUCCAAUUCACCCAACAACAGCCACUUUUUUGCCAAUGGAAACACGUGUGCAGCAGCAAUAACAGCAGCAGCCACAUCACCCACUGAGUCGAGGAAAAUAAAACCACUCGUUGCGGGGAAAUUGAAAAGCGAGAAAACUGAUAGCAACUGCGACAGCCAAGCAGCAGCAGCAGCAGCAACAGUAGCUGCCAGCACCUCGGCAACAUCUGCGACAGCAACGACAAUUGCUGUUACAGCAGCAGCAACAUCGGCAGGAACAGGAGGAGCUGCAACUGCAACAUCAACGGCAGCGGUGACAGCAGCAAUCCACACACAAACUAAAAUCAGCCAACUGAGGCUUAAUAACCAAGCGACAACAAGCAUGUUACUUUUGCAACCCAAUAGCUCCUUUAGUUCAUUGUCGCCCUUCGAUAAUUUCUCCACGCAAACCGCUACGACGACCACCACAACGUCGCCAUCGGCAGCUGGACACCACCAACACCACCACCUCCUCCAUCAGCAACAUCAUACCCAGCAGCAGCAGCAACAGCAACAGCAGCAGCAGCAACAUCUGCAACAGCAACACCAACACCAGCAACUUGUGAGCCCGCAGCAGCACCUGCUGAAGUCGGAAUCGCUGCUCUCCCAUGAGGAGGAUCAGUUGAUUAGCAACCUGACCGACGCGUCUGUGGUUUCCCACAGCGAACUCUUCUCGGAUCUCUUCUUCCCCUCGGACUCGAACAACUCCCUGCUCUCCCCGACCACCAGUGGAUAUCCGGACAAUCCCGCCGAGGACCUGACCAGCUCCAUUGAGAAUCUCACCAAGUUGACUUGCCUGCGGGACAAGCGAUUGUCCUCGAUUCCCGAGCAGCAGUUGAGUUCCGAGCAGGAGCAACAACUCUGCCUGCUGAGUCUGCGUUCCAGCAGCGAUCCGGCUAUUGCAUUGCACGCCCAGCAGCAACAGCAACAGCAGCAGCAACAGCAGCAGCAACAGCAGCAGCAACAGCAGCAGCAACAGCAGCAACAACAGCAGCAACAGCAGCAGCAACUCCAGCUGAUCUCGCCCAUCGGUGGGCCAUUGUCCUGCGGCAGCAGUUUGCCGAGCUUCCAGGAGACCUACUCCCUGAAGUACAACAGCAGCAGUGGAAGCAGCCCCCAGCAGGCCUCCUCCUCCUCCACCGCCGCCCCCACGCCCACUGACCAGGUGCUGACCCUCAAGAUGGACGAGGACUGCUUCCCGCCGCUUUCCGGCGGCUGGAGUGCCAGUCCGCCCGCCCCCUCGCAACUGCAACAGUUGCACACCCUGCAAUCCCAGGCGGCCCAAAUGUCGCAUCCCAACAGCGGCAACAACAACGGCGGCAACAGCGGCAAUAACAACAGUGGUGGCUACAACUACCAUGGGCACUUCAAUGCCAUCAAUGCCAGCGCCAAUCUCUCACCAAGCUCCUCGGCCAGUUCCCUCUAUGAAUACAAUGGCGUCUCGGCCGCGGACAACUUCUACGGACAGCAGCAACAGCAGCAGCAACAACAGCAGCAAAGCUACCAGCAACAUAACUACAACUCGCACAAUGGCGAGCGUUACUCGCUGCCCACGUUCCCCACGAUUUCCGAGUUGGCGGCGGCCACAGCGGCCGUGGAAGCGGCGGCGGCGGCCACCAUCUCAUCGCCUUCGGUGGGCGGUCCUCCACCCGUUCGCCGGGCAUCGCUGCCGGUCCAGCGAACCGUCUCCCCCGCCGGCUCAUCGGUUCAGAGUCCCAAGCUGGCCAAGAUCACGUUGGGCCAGAGGCACACCCAUGCCCAUCCACUCCAGCUUAGCUCGGCUCCCAACUCGGCGGCCAGUUCGCCGGCGAGUGCGGAUCUCCAGGCGGGUCGCCUGCUCCAGGCUCCGUCGCAAUUGUGCGCCGUUUGUGGCGACACCGCCGCCUGUCAGCAUUAUGGAGUGCGAACCUGCGAGGGCUGCAAGGGAUUCUUUAAGCGGACCGUCCAGAAGGGCUCCAAGUACGUCUGCCUGGCGGACAAGAACUGUCCGGUGGACAAGAGGCGUCGUAAUCGCUGUCAGUUCUGUCGAUUCCAAAAGUGUCUGGUCGUGGGCAUGGUCAAGGAAGUGGUGCGCACGGAUUCGCUAAAGGGACGACGGGGUCGAUUACCCUCAAAACCGAAAUCUCCCCAGGAAUCGCCGCCAUCGCCGCCCAUUUCGUUGAUCACGGCCCUGGUGCGCAGUCAUGUGGACACCACACCGGAUCCCUCGUGUCUGGAUUACACCCACUACGAGGAGCUGUCGAUGAGCGAGGCAGACAAGGUGCAACAGUUCUACCAUCUGCUGACCAGUUCCGUGGACGUGAUCAAGCAGUUUGCCGAGAAGAUUCCCGGCUUCUUUGAUCUCCUGCCGGAGGAUCAGGAGCUGCUCUUCCAGAGCGCCUCGCUGGAACUGUUUGUCCUGAGGCUGGCCUACCGGGCCAGGAGCGAUGAUACCAAGCUGAUCUUCUGCAACGGCACCGUUCUGCAUCGCACCCAGUGCCUGCGAUCCUUCGGCGAGUGGCUCAACGACAUCAUGGAGUUCAGCCACAGCCUGCACAAUUUGGAGAUCGACAUCUCCGCCUUCGCCUGCCUCUGCGCCCUCACUCUGAUCACAGAGCGCCAUGGCCUGCGGGAGCCGAAGAAAGUGGAGCAGCUGCAGAUGAAGAUCAUUGGCAGUCUGCGGGACCAUGUCACCUACAACGCCGAGGCCCAGAAGAAGCAGCACUACUUCAGCCGGCUGCUGGCCAAAUUGCCCGAGCUGCGAUCCCUCAGCGUCCAGGGAUUGCAGCGGAUCUUCUAUCUGAAGCUGGAGGAUCUGGUGCCGGCGCCAGCCCUCAUCGAGAACAUGUUCGUCACCACAUUGCCCUUCUAGAGGCGAUCAAGCGUAUCAUUACAACAUUGCUUCCUUAAACUAGCCCUAAGCCAUGCCCCCUUAAGAUAUAGGAAAUGACCCAACUAGCUUUAGUAGAACCCUGAAAUAAAUAAAUCUCACAAAAAGAAAACCGAAAUAAAAUGCAGACCCAGGCCAUAUCUAUAGAGUAGUGGUAGAUAGUUUGCUGGACAGCCCGGCCCCUUCGAUAAUUACGGACAUGAAUAUUUGAGAAAGGGGUUUUUCAGUGUAAAAAACCAGCUCCUGCGUGACUCGUCAGCGCUGGAAAUUACAACUUGUUGACGUUAAUUGUUAAAUUGUUUAAUUUCAACUGUCAAAAUCAAUGGACGGACACGCAAUGGAAACACUUUCUAUCCCCGGACUCAAAGCUUGCUCAAUAUUCAGCACUAACGGACGGACGGACAGAACGCUCUCUUGCCUUUUUGCUAUCUUCUAGUCAAUUGUUUUAGGCAAGAAAAAAAAUAAAUAAAAGCGUGCAGCAUAGUGUUAUAUAAUUUAUACCUUAGACUAGUAGUUCUCUUCAAGAAUAACCCAAAAUAAGUUCCACAAAUUGGAAUACAACAUUUGAAAAUUAAAUACCCAACUAUUUCCUUAAAAUUUCUUUUAAAAAUUGUCAAUCUAUUGCCAAUUUGUGGAAAUCUACUAUCAUAUCAUAUAGCAAAGCCAUGCUUGCCCUUAGCUAAUAUAUAUUAAAGACCCGCAUAAAUUUUGAUAACCCAACCAAGUAUUUCCGUUAAAACCUAGACUAAGGCUCCUAAUAGUUUUAGGCUAAGACUUUUCUGUUCGAUUUAUCAAUGCACCAAAUAGUGCACAAUGAGAGUUUAAGUACCUUUUUGUGAUGAUUGUGUCUGACACAGAGAGAGUUGCACACAAACACACAAGCUAGACCAUAAGCUUAAAUAUAUAUAUAUAUAUGAAAUAAUCUGUA
Drosophila rhopaloa is the source of this 4204-nucleotide messenger RNA. It is a transcript of the gene Hr38, whose product is annotated as probable nuclear hormone receptor HR38. Gene Ontology annotation, biological process: regulation of transcription by RNA polymerase II; cellular response to corticotropin-releasing hormone stimulus. Gene Ontology annotation, cellular component: transcription regulator complex; nucleus. The record is from RefSeq and is a predicted model, not a curated record. The transcript has 5 exons. Bases 1 to 3258 code for a protein of 1085 amino acids. Gene Ontology annotation, molecular function: RNA polymerase II cis-regulatory region sequence-specific DNA binding; nuclear glucocorticoid receptor binding; DNA-binding transcription factor activity, RNA polymerase II-specific. NCBI's taxonomy places the organism in Eukaryota, Metazoa, Arthropoda, Insecta, Diptera, Drosophilidae.